GUUUGAGCUAGUUUUUGUUCCAAUGGAACAUUAAGGUUUGCUACGCUGUAAUAGAACGUAGUGUUUGAAUCUUAUACCAACAUACAGUAUUUUUCUUGCUCCGUUUUGGAACAGUUCCCUCUUUAUUUGAACAAAUACGCAAAACAGCCAUGCCUAAAAGGAGCAAAGCAAACGCUGAUGUUGAGGCAGCAGAGCCUAAGAGGAGAUCUGAGAGAUUGGUAAAUAAACCUGCAAUUGCAAAGGCAGAACCCAAGCCAAAGAAGGAGAAGGCAGCACCUAAGCCCAAGAAGGCUAAAGAGGUGAAGAAGACCGAGCCUGAAGAGAAGGAGGUGCCCGCAGAGAAUGGAGAAGCCAAAGCUGAGGAAGAGGCACCAGAAGAACCUGAACAGAAAGAAGAGGAAGAGGCGGCCGAAUAACAUCUCUCAAACCACAUCUUUUAUCAGUGCUCCCUGUACCUCUUUUUCUUGUACAAUUCAGGGGUAUAUUUUUAUCGACUAUUUUCUAAAUGCAGGUUUUUUAGUAGUUUGAUUGUAGAAACACAUUUUUUUAUGAAAUAAAAAAUACAAUUGGAGAUGGGGAUUUCAUUGCAUCCCAUGUUUUUACAUCUCUGGAACAAUUACGGUCAUUGUAAAUGUCAACGGUUUUUAUUUUCGAUAUGGGAGAGGGGUGGGAAUGGGACAGGUUACUACACCAAGAACAUGCAAGCACGUCGUUUACAGGAUCCGGUCAAAACAACAGAGCUUGUCUGAGAGACUAACAUUCCAUAGGCUAUAUGAGGGACGGUAUAUGUAACCUGCAUUGUGUGGUGGGGAUGAAUUAACUCAAGGGGGAACACAUUGUUUUAUUGUUUAUAAUGAGGAAAACAUUUUAGAAUGUUUAAGCUGUGUUCCAUAUGUUAACUCUUGUACUCAUUAUGUUUUUCUUUACCAUUCUGCUUAAUAAACCUAUUCCCUAGUACUGGGGUUCCUCCCUAUCAGGCCUGUGCAUUGGGUGUAAUUGGUUGUCUCUGUUCUGUGAUAGCAUUGCAAUAAAUUUGUAUAGCUGCUAUUAAAAGGGGUUUUCAACUUUC
This is a messenger RNA of Salvelinus sp. IW2-2015, 1069 nucleotides long. RefSeq names its product non-histone chromosomal protein HMG-14. Gene Ontology annotation, molecular function: nucleosomal DNA binding. Gene Ontology annotation, cellular component: chromatin; nucleus. The record is from RefSeq and is a predicted model, not a curated record. Lineage: Eukaryota; Metazoa; Chordata; Actinopteri; Salmoniformes; Salmonidae.